AUGCAUCCACCCAGUGUGUUUCCUCCCGCGGACGCCGCGCGGCCGGUGCAUGCUCGCCCGUUGUGCGGGGCGGGGUGGCCUCCGUGCCGGUGUCCAAGCCAUAAGAAAAGCACCCAACAAACUACGUGUAAAUGGGGUGCCCCACACGCGACUGAUCGCGGUGCGGGGCCCGCCGGAACGCAUGUUACGCGGGCGGCGAUUGUAGUCGCGCGAAUGUCUGCUCCUUCGGCCGCCAAGUCCCUGCGGCCGCCACGUGUCGCUCCCACUGCACGAUGCUGA
Molecule: messenger RNA, 279 nt
Organism: Leptomonas pyrrhocoris
Lineage: Eukaryota; Euglenozoa; Kinetoplastea; Trypanosomatida; Trypanosomatidae
Exons: 1
Coding region: 1-279 (92 amino acids)
Source: RefSeq, a predicted model, not a curated record